Messenger RNA from Camponotus floridanus (Florida carpenter ant), 1167 nucleotides. RefSeq names its product protein YIPF7 (gene Yip1d1). The transcript is spliced from 2 exons. The record is from RefSeq and is a predicted model, not a curated record. Gene Ontology annotation, biological process: vesicle fusion with Golgi apparatus; endoplasmic reticulum to Golgi vesicle-mediated transport. Gene Ontology annotation, cellular component: trans-Golgi network. Bases 133 to 924 code for a protein of 263 amino acids. Lineage: Eukaryota; Metazoa; Arthropoda; Insecta; Hymenoptera; Formicidae.
AAUGAAGUGACCUAACCUCUGCUGACGUUUACGACGGGUUGAUGUGUCAACAUUCCAAAUAACUCGAAGCAUCUCAAAGUCAAGGAGACUCGAAUCUAUAAAGAAGAAACGUAACCAUAAAACGUCGGCGGGAUGUCCGGUUACACCGGCCAGGACAAUACCUAUUGGACCCAAUCGCCACCGUUGCCACAGGGCCAAUUCAACUUCGAGUCGUCCGGUUUCGGUCAACCUAACCAGCAAUUCGAAUUCCAGACCUACAACGAGCAAGCGACUGGCGAUUAUUCAUAUGGGCGCAAGAGUUUUCUCGAUCCUACGCAAAGCUCCUAUAGCAGCGAUCUAUUCACGCAGGAUGAUUAUGCGAGAGGCACCACCGGCUUCGAGGAGGAAGAGGACGAGCCGCCUCUAUUGGAAGAGCUCGGCAUCGAUCCCGACAGAAUAAUGCAAAAAACUCUGGCUGUAUUGAAUCCCUUCCACAGGAAAGGACAGAUCGAUGAUGCGAAUUAUCUGUUGCAAGAUUCAGACUUGGCGGGACCUGUGGCAUUUUGCUUAGUCCUCGCAGCGUUUCUGCUGCUAGCCGGUUCAAAAGCGCACUUUGGCUAUGUAUACAGCUUAGCCAUGACCUCUUGCAUACUUAUGUAUAUCCUGCAGUCUUUGAUGAGUAGUAGCUCUAACAUCACGCUGUCGUCUGUCGCAUCUGUACUGGGCUACUGUUUGUUGCCCGUAGUUGUUCUGGCGGGUGUUGGCGUCUUUACUACGUUGCGAGGCCCGAUUGGCUUGAUUUUCGCGAUCUUGGCCGUCGCUUGGGCAUCUUUGUCCGCUUCUAGACUUUUCUCCACCAUGUCAGGAGAAGAGGAUCAGAAGCUUCUCAUAGCAUACCCAUGUCUGCUUCUCUAUGGUGUAUUUACAUUGAUAAUAAUAUUUUAAGUCAAAAGUUGAUUGAAUUGUAUGUAUAUUUAUAGGAUUUACAUCCAUCUAUAAUUAAACUUUUUGUAUCUGAACAGGAAAAAUAUCUUGUUCAUAUACAGAUUGCCAUUAAUUGUGUAAUAAAGUGAAAUUUAUUUAAAUUUGUAUUUUCUAUAAUUGUACUAUUAAUAAUGAACUGUCUCGUAAAUGUGUUAAUUAUUGGUAACAGUUAAAAGAAUACAUAAUUUAUAUAUAUAAGUUUUU